Quercus robur (English oak) is the source of this 3835-nucleotide messenger RNA. RefSeq names its product probable disease resistance protein At5g43730. The transcript has 4 exons. The coding region runs from base 2235 to 3548 and encodes 437 amino acids. Gene Ontology annotation, molecular function: ADP binding. Gene Ontology annotation, biological process: defense response to other organism. The record is from RefSeq and is a predicted model, not a curated record. NCBI's taxonomy places the organism in Eukaryota, Viridiplantae, Streptophyta, Magnoliopsida, Fagales, Fagaceae.
AAACCCAGAAAUUAAAAUCCAAAAAUUAAGAACAACCCAGAUCUAAGAAUAAUAAGAACACAUUUUUUCCCUUUCCAAAAAAAAAAAAAAUAAGAACACAUUUUCCUUUAUUUGAAAUUUUCUCCUUUUCUUUUUCUUAGAAAACAAACACAAAUCACAAACCCAAAAAAUUAAAAUAAAACCAACACAAUACUCCCACAGUCUCUCUCUCUCUCUCUCUCUCUCUCUCUCGUGUAAAUUCUUUAUAUUCUCUCACUCUCAAACUCAUCAAAGGCUCUACGAUUCAUCACCCGCCAGUCCUUCUUCUCCGCGGUCCGAUCAGGCGACCUUGACUCCCUCAAGCAGCUCUUGGAUAAGCUGUCCGGAGAUGACCCAUCAGAUGCUUCCACCAUCUCCGAUCUAAUGGCUCUUGGAUGCCUUUCAAAUCGCCGCUAAGCAUGGCCACUUGGGUAUGUUAAUCUCUGAUAUGGAUGUCUUUCAGAUCAGGUCGGAGCUCCACGACCCGCGGUAGAGCAUUACCAAAGAGAUCUCAAAGUUUAAAGAAGAAGAAGAAGAAAACCGAGCUAGAAGCACAGGAUGUGGUGGACAGCAAUUGGGACUAUGGUGACACCAGCAAUACGAGUUGGGAAGGACAUAAUUGGAUGUUUGAGGAGCAAAUAUGGUCAUGUAAGAAAUCUCAGUGAAAACAUUGCGAAGCUGGAACAAGAAGAAAGAUAUCUCUUUAGUAAAGAGACAGAUGUAAUAACAAUGUUGGACAGAAAAGACCAAAUAAUGGAGAGGACACGUGAAUGCACAACCUUGCUGGAUGAGGUUCACGAAAUGAAAGGCAAACUCCAAGAAUUGAGGAACAAGUACCAGAUAUCAGUAGAUGCUUUUGUGGACUCUGUCCAUUUCAUUCUCUCCUAAAGCUUGGCAAAACUGUAGUGACAAAGACUGAGGAGGUAAUUGCUUUAAAGAGUCGAGUAGAGCAAAUAACUAUAAUGAUUGAAAGGGCACCAAUGUCAGUGGUUCCAAUAAUAAGGAAGCAUCCAGAGAAGAUAGAUAAUGUUCCAUCACUUAAUGAGCAUGUCAAAACACUACUAAAGUUGCUCAACGAUGAUAAUUUGAAGAGAAUUGGCAUAUGGGGACUACCAGGAGUGGGCAAGACAACAGUAAUGGAAAACCUGAACAACAAAGUCCGUGAAACUCAACUGUUUGACAAUGUCUUUUGGGUAACUCUUUCAAAAGGGGAGAGUGUGAGAAAGAUACAACUAGUUCUUUUAGAGCAGUUAAAACUUGAGGUGAAAGGGAUCCAUGACAGAGACAGUGAUCAAAUAGCAGACAUGAUAUCUGAAGCCUUGGUUAACAAGAGGUAUCUGCUGCUUCUUGAUGAGGUUUUCUUAGAGAUUAAUCUGAAAGAAGUUGGCAUUCACGAUGACCAUGAACAUGGAGCAGUAGUAUUUGCAUACAGAGAUAGAGAUUUUUGUCGUUUAAUAGAUGAUCAUAUUAAGAUUGAAAGAUUAUCCAAUGAUGAUGCCAGAAACUUGUUUCGAAAAAUAGUAGGAGAUAUCAUUGAUCGACCAAGCUACAAGAAAAUUGCAGACAGAUUACUCAAGGAGUGCGGUGGGAUGCCACAAGUGAUCAAGUUGAUAGCAGAUAGCUUGAUAAAUGAGGAUGACCCAUCUGUGUGGCGGCAACUGUUAUCUGACAUGCAGUCACCAGGCACGGAACCAGUGCAAGAAAUGCAAGAACUCUACAAGGCAUUUAAACUUAUUUAUGACAAAUUACCUGUGGAUAAGAAGCUUUGCCUAUUGUAUUGGGCAUUUUUUCCCCCAGACUAUGAAGUUUACCAGGAGUACCUAAUUGAGUGCUGGAAAGCUGAACAAUUUAUUGAUAAAGCUAGAAAGCUUGGAAAGGCUCGUGACAAAGGACAUGCUAUAAUAAGGGAAUUUGAAAAGAAAUCUAUGUUGGAAAGGGGUACUAAAGCAGGACACUUUAAGAUGCCUCUGUUUCUCCGACGCAUGGCCCUUAAGAUUACAUAUCUAGAAGAGAAGGAUUUAAAAUUUUUGGUAGGUGAUGGUGAAGAGAUAGAAGAACAACCAUUCGAGGAAGAAUGGGAAGACGUGCGAAGGGUCUCAUUGAUCGGUCAGAAAUUAUGUAAUCUACCUAAUAAACCUGCGUGUAGUAAUAUCUCAACAUUACUACUAUAAAAAAACCCAAGCUUGACAAAAAUUCCAGAAUCAUUCUUUGAAUACAUGUGUGGCCUCCGAGUUCUGGAUUUGUAUGAUACAAGGAUCAUGUCACUGCCAUCAUCUAUUUCCAGAUUGAUAAAUCUAAGGGUUCUAUAUCUAAACAAUUGUGGUGAAUUAAUGGAGUUGCCUCCUCAGCUAGAGAAACUAAAGAGUCUUGAAAUCCUUGAUCUACGCUGCACAGGAAUUCUCACCUUGCCUGAAGAGCUUGCGCAAUUGACUGGUCUGAAGUGUCUGAGAGUUUCAUUUAAACAGAAUUUUGGUUGUCCCAAUCACAUCAAUGGCAAACCAAAAGAUCUGAUUCCUUCUAAUGUAAUUGCAUGUCUUUCUUCAUUACAAGAGUUGAGCAUUGAUGUGGACUUCAAAAACCAAAGUUGGAACCAGAUUGUAGAUAGGGUAGCUGAGGAAGUUGCUAGUUUGAAGGCAUUGACAAGUCUUUGUUUCUACUUUCCUAAACUCAGCUGCUUUGAAACUUUCAUUGAGAACAGCAAAUCGUGGAAAAGAAAUAGCAUGGGGUGGGAAGAUAAUGGCUUUAGAUCAUUCAGAAUCCUAGUUGGCAAUCACAAGGUAGACACUUUUCGUGGAUUUGAUUUUUUUGGAUACACAGCUGAAAGGCAUUUAAGAUUUUCUGCUGGAGAAGAAGAUAUUCCAUUUGCACUUUCAAAGAUACUCAAUAAAGCUCUUAGUUUUGAACUCAUUGGUCAUCAUUGUGCUAAGAACUUAUCAGUAUUUGGCACUAAAUACUUGAAAGAGGUGGAAGCUUGUACAAUUGAAGAAUGCAAUGAAAUAGAAAGCAUCAUUGAUGGUACCAUAGCAACUGGUGUCUUGUUUGAAUUCUUGCAAAAGCUAAAUCUAAUCAACCUCCCAAACCUGGUGAGUAUUUGCAGAGGCUCAAUUGACUCAACAAGCCUCACUAAACUCACAACUCUGACACUGAAAAGCUGUCCAAAGCUAAACUGCCUUUUCCCAGGAGAUAUGAUUCAGUUACUGUGCCACUUGCAAGAUUUGCAAGUUGAGGAUUGUUUUGAGAUUAAAAAGAUCAUUGAAGAGGGAAGCAUAGUUCAGUAUGAAUCCCUUCCCAGAUUGAAGAAUAUUGAACUCCACAACCUACCAAGAUUAUUUAGUGUAUGCGAGUAUAAUUCGUUUGAAUGGCCCUCUUUGGAGAUUAUGAAGAUCAAGACGUGUCUGGAGCUAAAGGAUUUACCAUUCAGUGUAGAAAAUGCACCCAGAUUGAGAGUGAUUGAAUGCACAAAAAACUGGUGGAAUGAACUAAAUGACAGUGCGAAGGAUCGUCUCAGAGACCUUAACAGCUUCACUUGACGAAACCUUUUAUGGAACUGGAGGCAGAGACUCAAAUUGGAGACUUUCGCUUCUGUUCUGCACUACUUUGCAAUCGUAGUUUUUAUUUGGACCCUAUCUUUCAGCUAGUAUCACCAAAAGCAUGAUUUUACCCUUCAGAAGGCAUGCAAUAUAUGAUUUUUGUAUAUAUAUAUUAUUAUUGCACUUUUUUGUUCAGUUGCAGCUUGCGACAGUGUAUACUGAUUUGCUUUGUGAGGAAGAUUUAACAUAGAAUAUUCUUAUUCCUAAUGUUAGUUUUUUUUUUUUUU